AUGGAAAGCGGUGGCAACACGUCGAACAAUCCGUACCAUUUCUCAAAUUUGGCCAUGAUGAACAAUAGUGUUUUUUGUCGGAACUUCAGCGAUAACAUAAGUUUGGAUGCCAAAUGUGAGAGAACAGACAACCUGGCCAAAGAUUCGACACCAGUGAUCAUCGCGAUUAUAAUCACGACUCUUUACUCUAUUGUGUGUGUGCUUGGUCUGGUGGGAAACGUGCUCGUCAUGUAUGUCAUUAUCAGAUACACUAAAAUGAAGACCGCCACAAAUAUCUACAUCUUCAACCUGGCCUUGGCUGAUGCACUAGCCACCAGUACGCUGCCCUUCCAGAGUGUCAACUUCCUGAUGGGGACCUGGCCGUUUGGAGACGUGCUGUGCAAGAUAGUGAUAUCCAUCGACUACUACAACAUGUUCACCAGUAUCUUCACCUUGACUACAAUGAGUAUUGACCGUUACAUUGCAGUGUGCCACCCCGUCAAGGCCUUAGACUUCCGCACGCCCCGUAACGCGAAGAUUGUCAACGUGUGCAACUGGAUCCUGUCCUCUGCCAUCGGUCUGCCUGUCAUGUUCACCGCCUUAACUACUGUAACCGAUAAUGGCAAGUACGACAGAAUCAUCGACUGCACUUUGAUCUUCCCCCACCCAUCCUGGUACUGGGAGAAUCUUCUGAAGAUCUGCGUCUUCAUCUUUGCCUUCAUCAUCCCCGUCCUCAUCAUCACCGUGUGCUAUGGGCUAAUGAUCUUGCGCCUGAAGAGCGUGCGCAUGUUGUCCGGCUCCAAGGAGAAGGACCGCAACCUGCGCCGCAUCACCCGUAUGGUCCUGGUGGUGGUGGCCGUCUUCAUCAUCUGCUGGACGCCCAUCCACAUCUACGUUAUCAUCAAAGCCCUUAUCAACAUCCCCAACUCCCUGCUGCAGUCCGUCACCUGGCACUUCUGCAUCGCGCUGGGCUACACCAACAGCUGCCUGAAUCCGGUCCUCUACGCCUUCCUGGAUGAGAACUUCAAACGCUGCUUCCGCGAGUUCUGCAUCCCCUUGAAUCCUUCGAUGCUGGAGCUGCAGAAUUCCUCUCGUACCCGCCACCACCACCACCACCAGCACCAGCGCGAGCAGCACUCCAGCGCCAACACGGUGGAGAGGUCCAAUCAACAGGUAUGA
Messenger RNA from Salvelinus namaycush (lake trout), 1158 nucleotides. RefSeq names its product delta-type opioid receptor-like. Bases 1 to 1158 code for a protein of 385 amino acids. The record is from RefSeq and is a predicted model, not a curated record. Gene Ontology annotation, molecular function: neuropeptide binding; beta-endorphin receptor activity; G-protein beta-subunit binding. Gene Ontology annotation, biological process: sensory perception of pain; neuropeptide signaling pathway; G protein-coupled opioid receptor signaling pathway. Gene Ontology annotation, cellular component: neuron projection; membrane. NCBI's taxonomy places the organism in Eukaryota, Metazoa, Chordata, Actinopteri, Salmoniformes, Salmonidae. The transcript has 3 exons.